UGGUGUCUACGUGGAAACCUGUUGAAGGUGGCUAUGAUGUGAUUGGUGCAUCUCAGCCAAUCAGAGCUGCUCCUGGUGAUGAUGUCAUCUUGCCAUGUUGGGUCAGUCCUGAGUGGAACGCGACGAGGAAGACGGUGGCGUGGUCCAGACUGAACAUAACACAGAACUCCUCAACCCAAAAAUAUGUUUUGUUGUACAGGGGCUUUAAAUUGGACAAAGACGCGAUGAUGGAGUCGUACAUCCGGAGGGUGUCUCUGUUGCCUGGCAACCUGAGUGUUGGAAACCUAUCGCUGAAACUCACCAAUGUGACGGUCAACGACAGUGGGAGCUAUCAAUGUUUUCUCCCAAGCCUGAAGAAAUUCACUACAGUUCAAUUUAUUGUGGAUUCGUCAGCGGCUGGAAACCUGAACACUUCAGAGUACAGUGGCUAUGAUGUGAUUGGUGCAUCUCAGCCAAUCAGAGCUGCUCCUGGUGAUGAUGUCAUCUUGCCAUGUUGGGUCAGUCCUGAGUGGAACGCGACGAGGAAGACGGUGGCGUGGUCCAGACUGAACAUAACACAGAACUCCUCAACCCAAAAAUAUGUUUUGUUGUACAGGGGCUUUAAAUUGGACAAAGACGCGAUGAUGGAGUCGUACAUCCGGAGGGUGUCUCUGUUGCCUGGCAACCUGAGUGUUGGAAACCUAUCGCUGAAACUCACCAAUGUGACGGUCAACGACAGUGGGAGCUAUCAAUGUUUUCUCCCAAGCCUGAAGAAAUUCACUACAGUUCAAUUUAUUGUGGAUUCGUCAGCGGCUGGAAACCUGAACACUUCAGAGUACAGUGGCUAUGAUGUGAUUGGUGCAUCUCAGCCAAUCAGAGCUGCUCCUGGUGAUGAUGUCAUCUUGCCAUGUUGGGUCAGUCCUGAGUGGAACGCGACGAGGAAGACGGUGGCGUGGUCCAGACUGAACAUAACACAGAACUCCUCAACCCAAAAAUAUGUUUUGUUGUACAAGGACUUUAAAUUGGACAAAGACGCGAUGAUGGAGUCGUACAUCCGGAGGGUGUCUCUGUUGCCUGGCAACCUGAGUGUUGGAAACCUAUCGCUGAAACUCACCAAUGUGACGGUCAACGACAGUGGGAGCUAUGAAUGUUUUCUCCCAAGCCUGAAGAAAUUCACUACAGUUCAAUUUAUUGUGGAUUCGUCAGCGGCUGGAAACCUGAACACUUCAGAGUACAGUGGCUAUGAUGUGAUUGGUGCAUCUCAGCCAAUCAGAGCUGCUCCUGGUGAUGAUGUCAUCUUGCCAUGUUGGGUCAGUCCUGAGUGGAACGCGACGAGGAAGACGGUGGCGUGGUCCAGACUGAACAUAACACAGAACUCCUCAACCCAAAAAUAUGUUUUGUUGUACAGGGACUUUAAAUUGGACAAAGACGCGAUGAUGGAGUCGUACAUCCGGAGGGUGUCUCUGUUGCCUGGCAACCUGAGUGUUGGAAACCUAUCGCUGAAACUCACCAAUGUGACGGUCAACGACAGUGGGAGCUAUGAAUGUUUUCUCCCAAGCCUGAAGAAAUUCACUACAGUUCAAUUUAUUGUGGAUUCGUCAGCGGCUGGAAACCUGAACACUUCAGAGUACAGUGGCUAUGAUGUGAUUGGUGCAUCUCAGCCAAUCAGAGCUGCUCCUGGUGAUGAUGUCAUCUUGCCAUGUUGGGUCAGUCCUGAGUGGAACGCGACGAGGAAGACGGUGGCGUGGUCCAGACUGAACAUAACACAGAACUCCUCAACCCAAAAAUAUGUUUUGUUGUACAAGGACUUUAAAUUGGACAAAGACGCAAUGAUGGAGUCGUACAUCCGGAGGGUGUCUCUGUUGCCUGGCAACCUCAGUGUUGGAAACCUAUCGCUGAAACUCACCAAUGUGACGGUCAACGACAGUGGGAGCUAUCAAUGUUUUCUCCCAAGCCUGAAGAAAUUCACUACAGUUCAAUUUAUUGUGGAUUCGUCAGCGGCUGGAAACCUGAACACUUCAGAGUACAGUGGCUAUGAUGUGAUUGGUGCAUCUCAGCCAAUCAGAGCUGCUCCUGGUGAUGAUGUCAUCUUGCCAUGUUGGGUCAGUCCUGAGUGGAACGCGACGAGGAAGACGGUGGCGUGGUCCAGACUGAACAUAACACAGAACUCCUCAACCCAAAAAUAUGUUUUGUUGUACAGGGACUUUAAAUUGGACAAAGACGCGAUGAUGGAGUCGUACAUCCGGAGGGUGUCUCUGUUGCCUGGCAACCUGAGUGUUGGAAACCUAUCGCUGAAACUCACCAAUGUGACGGUCAACGACAGUGGGAGCUAUCAAUGUUUUCUCCCAAGCCUGAAGAAAUUCACUACAGUUCAAUUUAUUGUGGAUUCGUCAGCGGCUGGAAACCUGAACACUUCAGAGUACAGUGGCUAUGAUGUGAUUGGUGCAUCUCAGCCAAUCAGAGCUGCUCCUGGUGAUGAUGUCAUCUUGCCAUGUUGGGUCAGUCCUGAGUGGAACGCGACGAGGAAGACGGUGGCGUGGUCCAGACUGAACAUAACACAGAACUCCUCAACCCAAAAAUAUGUUUUGUUGUACAAGGACUUUAAAUUGGACAAAGACGCGAUGAUGGAGUCGUACAUCCGGAGGGUGUCUCUGUUGCCUGGCAACCUGAGUGUUGGAAACCUAUCGCUGAAACUCACCAAUGUGACGGUCAACGACAGUGGGAGCUAUCAAUGUUUUCUCCCAAGCCUGAAGAAAUUCACUACAGUUCAAUUUAUUGUGGAUUCGUCAGCGGCUGGAAACCUGAACACUUCAGAGUACAGUGGCUAUGAUGUGAUUGGUGCAUCUCAGCCAAUCAGAGCUGCUCCUGGUGAUGAUGUCAUCUUGCCAUGUUGGGUCAGUCCUGAGUGGAACGCGACGAGGAAGACGGUGGCGUGGUCCAGACUGAACAUAACACAGAACUCCUCAACCCAAAAAUAUGUUUUGUUGUACAAGGACUUUAAAUUGGACAAAGACGCGAUGAUGGAGUCGUACAUCCGGAGGGUGUCUCUGUUGCCUGGCAACCUGAGUGUUGGAAACCUAUCGCUGAAACUCACCAAUGUGACGGUCAACGACAGUGGGAGCUAUGAAUGUUUUCUCCCAAGCCUGAAGAAAUUCACUACAGUUCAAUUUAUUGUGGAUUCGUCAGCGGCUGGAAACCUGAACACUUCAGAGUACAGUGGCUAUGAUGUGAUUGGUGCAUCUCAGCCAAUCAGAGCUGCUCCUGGUGAUGAUGUCAUCUUGCCAUGUUGGGUCAGUCCUGAGUGGAACGCGACGAGGAAGACGGUGGCGUGGUCCAGACUGAACAUAACACAGAACUCCUCAACCCAAAAAUAUGUUUUGUUGUACAAGGACUUUAAAUUGGACAAAGACGCGAUGAUGGAGUCGUACAUCCGGAGGGUGUCUCUGUUGCCUGGCAACCUGAGUGUUGGAAACCUAUCGCUGAAACUCACCAAUGUGACGGUCAACGACAGUGGGAGCUAUCAAUGUUUUCUCCCAAGCCUGAAGAAAUUCACUACAGUUCAAUUUAUUGUGGAUUCGUCAGCGGCUGGAAACCUGAACACUUCAGAGUACAGUGGCUAUGAUGUGAUUGGUGCAUCUCAGCCAAUCAGAGCUGCUCCUGGUGAUGAUGUCAUCUUGCCAUGUUGGGUCAGUCCUGAGUGGAACGCGACGAGGAAGACGGUGGCGUGGUCCAGACUGAACAUAACACAGAACUCCUCAACCCAAAAAUAUGUUUUGUUGUACAGGGACUUUAAAUUGGACAAAGACGCGAUGAUGGAGUCGUACAUCCGGAGGGUGUCUCUGUUGCCUGGCAACCUGAGUGUUGGAAACCUAUCGCUGAAACUCACCAAUGUGACGGUCAACGACAGUGGGAGCUAUGAAUGUUUUCUCCCAAGCCUGAAGAAAUUCACUACAGUUCAAUUUAUUGUGGAUUCGUCAGCGGCUGGAAACCUGAACACUUCAGAGUACAGUGGCUAUGAUGUGAUUGGUGCAUCUCAGCCAAUCAGAGCUGCUCCUGGUGAUGAUGUCAUCUUGCCAUGUUGGGUCAGUCCUGAGUGGAACGCGACGAGGAAGACGGUGGCGUGGUCCAGACUGAACAUAACACAGAACUCCUCAACCCAAAAAUAUGUUUUGUUGUACAAGGACUUUAAAUUGGACAAAGACGCGAUGAUGGAGUCGUACAUCCGGAGGGUGUCUCUGUUGCCUGGCAACCUGAGUGUUGGAAACCUAUCGCUGAAACUCACCAAUGUGACGGUCAACGACAGUGGGAGCUAUCAAUGUUUUCUCCCAAGCCUGAAGAAAUUCACUACAGUUCAAUUUAUUGUGGAUUCGUCAGCGGCUGGAAACCUGAACACUUCAGAGUACAGUGGCUAUGAUGUGAUUGGUGCAUCUCAGCCAAUCAGAGCUGCUCCUGGUGAUGAUGUCAUCUUGCCAUGUUGGGUCAGUCCUGAGUGGAACGCGACGAGGAAGACGGUGGCGUGGUCCAGACUGAACAUAACACAGAACUCCUCAACCCAAAAAUAUGUUUUGUUGUACAGGGACUUUAAAUUGGACAAAGACGCGAUGAUGGAGUCGUACAUCCGGAGGGUGUCUCUGUUGCCUGGCAACCUGAGUGUUGGAAACCUAUCGCUGAAACUCACCAAUGUGACGGUCAACGACAGUGGGAGCUAUCAAUGUUUUCUCCCAAGCCUGAAGAAAUUCACUACAGUUCAAUUUAUUGUGGAUUCGUCAGCGGCUGGAAACCUGAACACUUCAGAGUACAGUGGCUAUGAUGUGAUUGGUGCAUCUCAGCCAAUCAGAGCUGCUCCUGGUGAUGAUGUCAUCUUGCCAUGUUGGGUCAGUCCUGAGUGGAACGCGACGAGGAAGACGGUGGCGUGGUCCAGACUGAACAUAACACAGAACUCCUCAACCCAAAAAUAUGUUUUGUUGUACAAGGACUUUAAAUUGGACAAAGACGCGAUGAUGGAGUCGUACAUCCGGAGGGUGUCUCUGUUGCCUGGCAACCUGAGUGUUGGAAACCUAUCGCUGAAACUCACCAAUGUGACGGUCAACGACAGUGGGAGCUAUCAAUGUUUUCUCCCAAGCCUGAAGAAAUUCACUACAGUUCAAUUUAUUGUGGAUUCGUCAGCGGCUGGAAACCUGAACACUUCAGAGUACAAUUGGCUGCAUGUUCUUUGGGUUCUCCUGGUUGGCAUCCCUGUUAGUUUUACCUCUUUAAAAAAAGAAAAGUAG
Girardinichthys multiradiatus is the source of this 5249-nucleotide messenger RNA. RefSeq lists its product as uncharacterized. The transcript has 28 exons. The record is from RefSeq and is a predicted model, not a curated record. The coding region runs from base 225 to 5249 and encodes 1674 amino acids. NCBI's taxonomy places the organism in Eukaryota, Metazoa, Chordata, Actinopteri, Cyprinodontiformes, Goodeidae.